AUGAAAGAUCUCCAGAUAUUGUACCAUGCCUUGGUGGAAUCGCAUUUGACAUAUGGAAUAGUGGCUUGGGGUGGAGCCAAACAAUGCAACAGACCAUUGGGUAUGGAAUCAGGAACGAUACUGGACGAUGCAAUUUCGGCCAGUUCAUCGUAUGUUCCCAACGUUGGACCACGCAAUGGAAGAUUGAAGGUAGAAAAAGCUGGUGGAGGAUGGUGUCCAAAACAGCAGAUUGAAAAAGGAGUAAGAGAAUAUAUCCAAGUAGAUUUGCAGGAAGUGCAUGUGAUCACUGGAAUAGAAACCCAAGGAAGGUACGAUAGAGGUAGAGGACAAGAGUACGUUGAGGAGUAUCUUCUGGAGUAUUGGAGACCUGGAUUGGAGGAAUGGAAAGAGUAUCGAAGAUGGGAUGGCAAGCAUAUUUUACGUGGGAACAGUGAUACUGCGUCAGUGGAGAGUCACAAGCUGAUGCCGAUUAUUUUUGCCAGUAAAAUUCGUCUACUGCCUUACAGUAUCCACAGAAGAACAGUUUGUUUGCGUAUGGAAUUGUUAGGAUGUCCAUAUAAAGAUGGUGUUCUAUCGUACAGUGCUCCUGCUUCUUCUGACACAACUCAAGGACUAUAUGACAGCAGCUAUGACGGUCAUCGGUCCCAAGGAGUGUUAUUUAAUGGCCUUGGAAGACUAGUUGACGGAGAAGUUGGCUUGGACAACUUUAGAUUGGAUAUUGGAUACGGAAAAGGAAAUGGAUGGACGUCAUGGAGAAAUGAUUCUUUUUCCAACGGUUACGUUGAACUGGUCUUCGAGUUUGACCAAGUGAGAAACUUCUCUAAAGUUCAUCUCUACACAAACAACAUGUUUUCCAGAAACGUGCAGGUCUUUUCCAAAGCAAAAAUUCUGUUCAGCAUCGGUGGUCGAUUCUAUAACGGUCCCAUUCUAACCUACGUGCACAACUCAGAUCGAAUCACUGAAAAUGCUAGGAAUGUGUCCAUUGGUCUUCAUCAUCGAGUGGGACGUUACGUCAAAGUGAGGUUAUUCUUCGCCGACCAGUUGAUGAUGCUCAGUGAAGUCAUUUUCGAAUCCGAGCCGGUCUGGCUAAAUGUGACUGAAGAGGACGCGCUGGAUCUGCAAGAGAAUGAGCUCAUUAUCACCCCAGAUGGAGAAAGGACACUACAGGCCUUUGAAACGAUUGCUGCAAGGAAAGACGGUGAUACCUACAUAGAAAUCAUCAUCGGAAUUUUGACGGCUAUUAUGCUGUUGCUAUUCGUCGUAUUCUUAGUUAUAUUGAUAAUAAACAAACGACAUAAACUUCAAGGAUCACCAACAUUUUUCAGAAAUCCAUUUGGAGUGAAAAUAAACAUGAAGGACUGGCUGAUGAAUUUCUCUACUGGCACUGCACAACCAAAUACCAGCCAGAGUGUACCGAUCACUCCUGUGAGUCAUCCUGAUAGUUACAUCGAAUCAGUUACUCCAAUGACGUAUGAAGAAUACCGUUCUUCUUUGGCUAGUAAUUACUAUACUACUAAUUACAACACAUUAAGGUGUCCAUCUGCAAUAGAACCAUCUUUAGGCCCUCUGGAUUCACCUAACGACGAGUCUCCACCAGAAGUACCCCCAUUACCCAGCUCUCCCGAUCUACAGUCAUCUCCAAACUACCGUAGUCUUCAAGCUACACCACCACCGAGCUACCGUAGUCUACAAACUACCCCAACCACAAACUGCAAUGGAAAAACUAUCAGUUUGGUGAACCAUUAUCCGAAGCAGAACAACGAGAGAUCAGCUAAGAAAUAUUACACUGCGCCUAGGGAGAAACAUAGAGUAUCACCUCCUCUGAUAAGUUGGAACAUAGUUCCCAGCAUGGGACAUCCCUACAACUGCAAGGAGGUGGAACUAACGCCCAUACCAAGAUAUUCGUUGAGGCCAGUAGAGAAGCUAGGUUCCUGUCAUGCGGGGGAGUUUUCCCUGUACGAAACGGAGAACCUGGACGACAUUAUACCGGGUGUUUGUCGAUUGGUGGCUGUCAGAACUUCAAAUCCAGAGAAAUUUAAGGGAGACCCGGUAGAAAUGCUGCGUGAAAUUCGGUUUUUGGCUGGAUUAAACGAUCCCAAUAUCUGCAAAGUUCUAGGAGUGUGUACAGGAGAACAACCUCCCUGGACAAUUAUCGAAUAUGGGGAAAUGGGAGACCUUGCUCAAUAUCUCCAGUUCCUCGUUAACAGAAACGGGAGUAUAAGACCUUCAGAAAAUUCUCCCAUAAGUACCGGUAGCCUAAUAUACAUGGCCACACAAAUUGCCUCGGCUAUGAAGUACCUAGAGUCCAGGCACGUGGUGCACAAAGACUUGGCGGCGAGGAAUUGCCUGGUAGGCCGGGGGUACAUAGUCAAGGUGGCCGACAUCGCCAUGUCCAAACCGCAGUACAGGAAGGAGUAUGCUGAGAUCGGUGGACGGCCUCCAGCUCCAAUCCGUUGGCUACCUUGGGAGAGCAUCUUAUUGGACAGAUACUCCUGCUCAAGCGCAGUAUGGGCCUUUGCUGUGACCUUCUGGGAGAUCCUCAACUUCUGUUGCGAAAGACCCUUCGCCAAUCUCUCCAACGAGAAGGUCAUCCAGAAUGCCGAGCAUAUGUACUACGGAGGAGAACUACAGGUCGUCCUCAAUAAACCACCCCACUGUUCCACGGAUAUCUACGAUCUGAUGUGCUCCUGUUGGCGACGAGACGAUUCCGACAGACCGACAUUUAAAAUAAUUUCAACUUUUCUAAAACGAAUCAACAAAGAUUAUGUCCCAUCCGAAUAAAUUUAUUUUUUUGAAAAACCAGCUUAGUUCUUAAAACAUAAGUGCUCAUAAAUAGGUGUGAUAUUAAAAUAAUAAUCGGUUUAAAGAACUUAACUUUAAAAAAAACUAAACCACCAUUGAAUCAUGCUAAAUUUUAGAGGAAAAUCUCGUAUAAUGUAGAUUUAGAACUAUCGUUACGUACCUUAUCUUUUUACAGACAAAAAUCUUAAUAAAAGAAUGUAAUAUUUAAAUUUUGAAAAUAAAUUA
Messenger RNA from Sitophilus oryzae (rice weevil), 3027 nucleotides. RefSeq names its product discoidin domain-containing receptor 2-like. The record is from RefSeq and is a predicted model, not a curated record. The transcript is spliced from 17 exons. Gene Ontology annotation, molecular function: protein tyrosine kinase collagen receptor activity; collagen binding; ATP binding. The coding region runs from base 1 to 2781 and encodes 926 amino acids. NCBI's taxonomy places the organism in Eukaryota, Metazoa, Arthropoda, Insecta, Coleoptera, Curculionidae. Gene Ontology annotation, cellular component: signaling receptor complex. Gene Ontology annotation, biological process: positive regulation of kinase activity; cell surface receptor protein tyrosine kinase signaling pathway; protein phosphorylation.